This is a messenger RNA of Darwinula stevensoni, 684 nucleotides long. The record is from the annotation of a GenBank genome assembly. Lineage: Eukaryota; Metazoa; Arthropoda; Ostracoda; Podocopida; Darwinulidae.
AUGAAGAUGACUGCCGUCGUAGCCGUAGUGGCGGCCGACCGUCCCAGUUACUACCAGCCCUCUACCUACAGUUACCACCCAGAGCCCAGUUACCCCCAGCCUUCCUAUGGCUACCAUCCAGAGCCGAGCUACAGCCCCAAACCCAGCUAUGGUUACAAGCCCCAGCCUCAUGGAUACGAUGCGGUUCCCGCCUGCGCCAACAAUGAGACCAACUACUGCCUUAAGGAUAAGGAAUACCCCGAGUACGACAUCAAGUAUGCCAUCUCCCAGCACAAGUACGGGUUCCUGGAACUGUACGCAGACGUUGCCGACUUGAGUACGGCCAACUCCGUGGACCGUCUCCAGAAGUUGGAGGAAGAGACCUACAUCUGCCCCUCUGAGACAGUCUACGCCCGCCCCCUCCGCGCCAAGAACACGGACGGCAAAUGGAGAAUCAUCGUGAACAACGUGAAGGUGGACUACGACGAAUUCACGCAGAGCGUCCGCCUCGAGACCUGCACCUCGGCCGGCUCCCCCUGCCCCCUCAUCCCCGACUGCUACUCCACCAAGUGCCUGCAGAAGUCCAUCUACCACCGAUUCCUCGUCUACGAUCCCUAUGACCAUUACUUCCCCUUCGCCAUCGAGAGCUUCCGCCUCCCUGCCUCCUGCGCCUGCCAUGCCGACGAAUUCGUCGUCAAGCACUAA